AUGUCCAAAGCAUUUGAUUAUGUGAAAUCGCUCAGCUCAAGCAUCGUUGGGCUGGGCCUUCAAGGGUUUUCAAAUCUUGAUGAAAAGACACAUAUUGCGGAUGACAUGUACAUCAUCCAAUUCGUUAUCAAGAAGGCUAUAGGACAUGCUUAUUCCAUACUCACAGGCCAGGUAUCAUACUGGUAUAUAUUUGAAAAUGUUGUGAAGCAACAUCCAAACAAACUAGCAUUGGUUUACCCAAAACCUGUCCCGGGGCAAACUGGUGAUGGUGCCUUCCAGUUAGAAAGCUAUACUUUUCAAGAGUUGUACGAUAUCAUUUUGAGAUUAUCUGAAAUAUUGGCUCACAGAUAUGGUGUUAAAGAAGGUGAUACUAUUGGUCUUGAUGCUACAAAUAAACCUUUGUUCAUCUUUCUUUGGUUUGCCCUAUGGAAUCUAGGCGCUACACCAGCUUUCAUAAAUUACAACAAUAUAGGGAAUCCAUUAGUUCAUUGCAUAAAAGUGGCAAACAUUUCACAAGUCUUUAUUGAUCCUGCUGCUGCUAGUCCAAUAAAUGAAACAAAAGAUGAUAUAAUUAAAGAAUGUCCAGAUGUUGCUUUACAUUUCUUAGAUGAAGAUAAAUUAUUGGAUGAGAUUAAAGAUCCAAAUAGCAUUAAAUUUAGACCAGCCACUAGGAAUGCCAAUGAUCCUGAUUAUGCUACUGGUGCUCUUAUUUACACAUCAGGGACAACUGGUCUUCCAAAACCGGCUAUUAUGUCAUGGCGUAAAGCCUGUCUUGGUUCUGCACUUUAUGGACACAUUGUUAGAAUCAAGACAAACUCUGUUGUUUUCACUUCUAUGCCAUUAUACCAUUCUACUGCUUCAGUGUUGGGUGUCUGUACAACUUUCAAUCAAGGUGCAGCUGUUGCAUUGUCACCAAAGUUUUCAACCAGUACAAUUUGGACACAGAUUAAAUUGACGAAAGCUACACAUCUUCAGUAUGUUGGUGAAGUUUGUAGAUAUUUGUUGAAUGCACCAAUACAUCCAGAUGAAAGAUCUCAUUGUUUACAAGUUGCAUAUGGUAAUGGACUAAGAAGAGAUAUUUGGAAAGAAUUUAAGGAUAGAUUUGGCAUACAUGCGAUUGGUGAAUUUUAUGCAGCUACAGAAUCUCCAAUUGCUUUAACCUCGUUUCAAGAAGGUGAAUAUGGUAUCGGGGCUUGCAGAAAUUAUGGUAAAUUGAUCAACUAUAUUCUAUCUUAUCAACAAACGUUAAUAAGGAUGGAUCCUGAAGAUAAUAGUGUUGAAUAUAGAAAUUCAAAAGGGUUAUGUGAACUUACAAGAGUUGAUGAGCCUGGUGAACUAAUUAUGAAGCUAUUUUGGGCAAAAAGUCCCGAAAAAGUGUUUCAGGGCUACUUGGGUAAUAAAAAGGAAACUGAAUCUAAAAUCAUAAGAAAUGUGUUUAGAAAAGGUGACGCAUGGUUUAGAUCUGGUGACUUAUUAAAAAGUGAUGCCAAUGGGUUAUAUUAUUUUGUUGAUAGAUUAGGUGAUACAUUUAGAUGGAAAUCUGAAAAUGUCAGUGCUACUGAAGUUGAAAAUCAAUUCCUUCAACUACAUGAUAUACUUCAAAUUGUCGUCGUUGGUGUUAAAGUUCCAAACCAUGAAGGAAGAGCUGGAUUCGCAGUUGUAGAAUUGAAGGAAGGUGUUACCAAAACUGAAGAUGAAUUAUUAAGUGAAUUUUUAGAAGUUUUGCAAAAAGAGUUACCAAGAUAUGCUAUUCCUAUUUUCAUCAAAUUUGUUGAUAAAAUUCAAGAAUCUGAUAAUCAUAAGGUUCCAAAGAAAUUGUACAGAGAUCAGAAGUUACCAAAAGGUGAAAAUGGUGAUGAAACUAUUUAUUGGUUGAAAAGAGGAAAAUAUGAAAUACUUUCAGAGUCUGAUUGGAAGGAAAUCAUAUCGGGGAAGGCAAAACUAUAA
Molecule: messenger RNA, 1947 nt
Organism: Hansenula anomala
Lineage: Eukaryota; Fungi; Ascomycota; Saccharomycetes; Phaffomycetales; Wickerhamomycetaceae
Gene: FAT1
Product: long-chain fatty acid transporter FAT1
Exons: 1
Coding region: 1-1947 (648 amino acids)
Molecular function (GO): long-chain fatty acid-CoA ligase activity; long-chain fatty acid transmembrane transporter activity
Source: RefSeq, a predicted model, not a curated record